This is a messenger RNA of Maylandia zebra (zebra mbuna), 10880 nucleotides long. RefSeq names its product insulin receptor b (gene insrb). The record is from RefSeq and is a predicted model, not a curated record. Gene Ontology annotation, molecular function: ATP binding; insulin receptor activity; phosphatidylinositol 3-kinase binding. Lineage: Eukaryota; Metazoa; Chordata; Actinopteri; Cichliformes; Cichlidae. Gene Ontology annotation, biological process: multicellular organism development; positive regulation of MAPK cascade; glucose homeostasis. Gene Ontology annotation, cellular component: insulin receptor complex; plasma membrane; axon.
GAAACCUCAAAUCGGCUGGCUUUAUUGGACCUUUUUAAGUUUUUAGCAAUUUCUUAGUUCACUUUAAACAUUUCUCCCUGAAGAUUGGAAUUUUUUUUUGAACGACUUCAAGAAGCGAGCAUAACUUAUCCUCCAGCCAAAAUGAGGCGGCUGACGCUUAAACUGCGAGCACAGAUGGUGUUGUUUAUCAUGUGCACCUGCAUUAUAUGCCAGUGUGGACUAAUAAAAGGAGAAAUCUGCUCGAGCAAGGACAUCCGGAAUAACGUGACCAACCUCCAGUCGUUGGAGAACUGCACCAUCAUCGAGGGCCACCUAAAAAUCCUGCUCAUGUUUAAGACCAGGACGGAGGACUUCCGCGGCCUGAGCUACCCGAAACUGCGAGUGGUGACGGACUACGUGCUGCUGUUCAGGGUCUACGGCCUCGAGACGCUCAGCGAUCUGUUCCCCAACCUGACGGUGAUCCGCGGCAACAACCUCUUCUUCAACUACGCUUUCGUGCUUUACGAGAUGCUGCAGAUGAAGGAGAUGGGCCUGUACAGCCUCAUGAACAUCACCCGGGGCGCCGUGAGGAUCGAGAAGAAUCCGGACCUGUGUUACCUGGCCACUCUGGACUGGUCCAAGAUCCUGGACUCGGUGGAGGACAACUUCAUCGUGGCCAAUAAGAAUGAGAGAGAGUGUGGAGACGUGUGUCCAGGCAUAGCCCAAGGUCAGACCAUCUGCCCUCAGAGCACCAUCAACGGACACUUCAGGGGACGAUGCUGGUCACAGACUCACUGCCAGAGAAUGUGCGUGGACAACUGUAAGCACAGUGCCUGCACCCCCCAGGGCCAGUGCUGCCACGACCAGUGCCUGGGCAGCUGCUCUGAGCCGGGUAACGCCAGCAGCUGCGUGGCCUGCAGGAACCUCCAGCACGGGAACGCCUGCGUAGAGAAAUGUCCUCCUGGAUACUAUAUCUUCAGAGGGUGGCGCUGUGUCAGCUUUGCUUUCUGUCAGGACCUCCACAACCAGUGUAAGCAGACUCGGAAACAAAACCAGGACCGGGACUCGGGCUGCCAUGAAUACGUCAUCCACAGCGGAGCCUGUAUCCCAGAGUGCCCUUCCGGAUAUUCCAGUAUAAAUUCCACUACGCUGACUUGCUCACGGUGUGCGGGCUUGUGUCCUAAAGAGUGUGUGGGAAACAAGACCAUCGACUCGGUAACGUCGGCCCAGGCUUUGAGGGGGUGCACCAUUCUUAAAGGCAACAUGAUCAUCAAGAUUCGAGGAGGCAAUAACAUAGCAGCCGAAUUGGAGGCGAGUUUGGGUCAGAUUGAAGAGAUCACAGGCUACCUGACCAUCCGCAGAGCUUACGCCCUGGUCUCCCUCUCAUUCCUCCGCAAACUGCGUGUCAUCAGGGGGGAGCAGCUCGAGGCAGAGGCCUAUGCCUUCUAUGCGCUGGACAACCAGAACCUCCGUGAGCUUUGGGAUUGGUCCAAGCACAACCUAACCAUCCUGCGUGGUCGCACAUUCUUCCACUACAACUCUAAGCUUUGCAUGUCUGAAAUCCGAAAGAUGGAGACGGUGACUGGAACCCGGGAUCGAAACCAAAAGAACGACAUCGCUUUACGCAACAACGGGGAGCAAGCUUCCUGUGAGACGAAGCUGCUGAACUUCACUUUGAUAAAGACCAAGUCGAAUAUGAUUAUACUGAGGUGGGAGCCAUUCUGGCCAGCAGACUUUAGGGACCUGCUGGGAUUCAUGGUUCUCUACAAAGAGGCGCCGUAUAAGAACGUCACCGAGUUUGAUGGACAGGACGCCUGCGGCUCUAACAGCUGGGUGAUUGCCGAUGUCGAUCCGCCGCCUCGUUCCACGGAGGGAAAGAAGGCAGACGACCCGGGGUACCUGAUCCGACCGUUGAAGCCCUGGACCCAGUACGCCAUCAUGGUCAAAACGCAGCUGUCUGCGUCUGAUGAGCACCAAGUCCACGGAGCCAAGACCGAGAUCAUCUACGUUCAGACGGAUGCUUCCAAACCCUCUGUUCCUCUGGACCCCAUCUCCUCCUCCAACUCCUCCUCUCAGAUCAUCCUGAAGUGGAAACCGCCCACCAGUCCCAAUGGCAACAUCACCCACUACCGGGUGGUCUGUCGAAAGCAGGCGGAGGACAGCGACCUGUACAAAUUCGACUACUGCUUACAAGGAAUGAAAGUGCCGUCUCGCAUCCCGACCCACCUGGACAGCGAGGAUGAGCACAAGUGGAACCAAACAGAUGAGCCCACCUCGGGCGGCAGGUGCUGCGCCUGCCCCAAGACGGACAGCCAGCUAAAGAAGGAGCAGGAGGAGAUAGAGUACCGCAAGACCUUCGAGAACUACCUGCACAACGAAGUCUUUGAGAGCAGACCAUCCCGGCGGCGCCGCUCGGUGGGAGUUGCUAAUGCCACUCAGCCUCCUCUCUUCCUUACUACAGUUCCCAAUCUGCAGUUGGAUUCAGGCACAAUCGCCCCCGAUGGCGAGGAUCAAGAGGAAUCCAAGGUGGAACAAAAGGUGUUCUCAAAGGAGUCGACGGUCAUCUCCAACCUGCAACACUUUACCAGUUAUAAGAUAGAGAUCAUAGCCUGCAACGAUCCGACAGAUCCCAAACGCUGCAGCAUGGCUACUUAUAUCAGUGCCCGAACUAUGCCUGAGGAGAAAGCAGACGACAUCCCAGAGCCCGUGACCCACGAGAUUGUGCAAGGCGAGCCUCCCUAUGUGUUGAUUAAGUGGAAUCCACCCAUCAACCCUAAUGGGCUCAUCAUCCUGUACGAGGUCUUCUACAAAAAGGUCGGAGACUCAGAGGUUCACACGACCUGUGUGUCACGGCCGGCCUAUCAGAAGCUCGGUGGCACCAAGCUUUCCCUUGUUCAGCCUGGAAACUACAGCGUGAGGGUUCGCGCCACCUCGCUGGCAGGAAACGGCUCCUUUACUGAGAUGAUUUACUUCUUCAUGCCCAACCCUGAUCAAGGUUUGAUUUGGAUUGUCAUGGGUCCCGUCAUCUGCUUCAUCCUGCUGCUACUCGCGGGAGGUGGAGCGUUUGUGUACUUCAAAAAAAGGCAAACCGAAGGCCCCUUAGGAGAUCUCAUCACCUCUCCAAACCCCGAGUACUUCAGCGCUGGUGACAUGUACGUUCCUGAUGAGUGGGAGGUGCCCCGGGAGAAGAUCGCACUGCUCAGAGAGCUCGGUCAGGGCUCCUUCGGCAUGGUGUACGAAGGAGUCGCCAAAGACAUCGUCAAAGGCGAUCCGGAGACGCGUGUGGCCGUCAAGACGGUCAACGAAUCGGCCAGCCUGCGAGAGAGGAUCGAGUUCCUCAACGAAGCCUCCGUCAUGAAGGCUUUCAGCUGUCACCACGUGGUGCGUCUGCUUGGCGUGGUGUCCAAAGGUCAGCCCACCCUGGUAGUGAUGGAGCUGAUGACCCACGGGGACCUGAAAAGCUACCUGCGGAGUCUCAGGCCAGACUCUGAGAACAACCCGUCUGGUUCCCCACCGCCGACUCUGAAAGACAUGCUCCAGAUGGCUGCAGAAAUCGCCGACGGCAUGGCCUACCUCAACGCUAAAAAGUUUGUCCACAGAGACCUCGCAGCCAGGAACUGCAUGGUGGCGGAGGACUUCACCGUCAAGAUCGGAGACUUUGGUAUGACACGAGACAUCUAUGAGACGGACUACUACCGUAAAGGAGGGAAGGGCCUGCUUCCUGUCCGGUGGAUGGCACCCGAGUCCCUGAAGGACGGAGUCUUCACCGCCCACUCUGACUGCUGGUCGUUCGGUGUUGUGCUGUGGGAGAUCAGCACGCUGGCCGAGCAGCCUUACCAGGGUUUGUCCAACGAGCAGGUGCUGAAGUUCGUCAUGGAAGGAGGAUUCCUGGAUCGACCGGAGAACUGCCCUGAGAGGAUGCACAGCCUCAUGCAGAUGUGCUGGCAGUACAAUCCCAAGAUGCGUCCGACGUUCCUCGAGAUCAUCGAGAUGCUGCGGGACGACCUGGACCCGUCUUUCCAGGAGGUCUCCUUCUUCUACAGUGAUGAAAACAAAGUCCCCGAGACGGAGGAGUUUGACCUAGACCUGGACAACAUGGAAAGCAUCCCCCUGGACCCUUCUUCUUACUCCCAGAGAGAGGAGAGCUUAUCCAGGGACAGCGGGCCCUCGGUGGCCCUGAGGGGGAACUAUGAGGAGCACGUCCCCUACACACACAUGAACGGUGGCAAGAAAAAUGGAAGAAUUUUAUCAUUGCCCAGAUCCAGCCCUUCCUAACACUUCCCGUUUCCUCAAAGAACUCUUUGAAGCUUUCCCUUUUCCCCUUUCCGAUCUAUUUUUCUGUCUCCUUCGUGUUCCUCUCAUCAUUUUCGAUGAUGGUGAUUUUCUUAUUCUUCAGAGAAGCCCUUCAAAAAACAAAAAAAGAGACACAAAUCUCAGGACUUUUUAUUUUCUUCCCCGUGGCUCCAGAACACAGGCAAGAUGAUGCAAACGUGGUGUAAGACAUCAGACCAGAAAACCAUCGCUCGUCACUAACGCCGCGUUUCCACGACUCCUUGUGAUGGAAACGGGGAAAAAACAGAAAACUGUGAACACAACAAACCUUAGACAACCAAGAAGGCUGCUCGUGCUCGACCUCCUCGAGACUCGCCCCUCCUCCUCUCCCACCGAUCCGCAUUUCCACGAUUCUGUGCUUUUUUAUUUUGUUUCCCUCUUUUUACUCAGAUAGUGGCCUUUGUGUACGUGGCCUGUAAACAAAGUGUCUACACUACUUGUCCUUUUUGAACAAUGACUUAAUCAGUGGGAUGACUUGCAAAGACUUGAUGGUAGAACAAACAUCUAUUCCUAGAGGAAUGUUUUUGUUGUUUGUUUGUUUGUUUUGCUUCUGCAGAAUUCCAAACGACAGAUUUGUCGGGUGUUUGGUGACAACUUUUAAUUUAUUUGCUUCAAACGUUUCUUUUUGUGUCCUCAAGGCUGAAGGAUAUUUAAACAGUUAAGAAUUGGACAAAAAGAGUCCCUCAGACUGACCAAUAACUGCUGCUUUCAUAUAUUUUAGUGGGUAUAGAAUUAUAUGAGUAUAUAUAAUACACAUAUAUAUGGAAUAUUGGUAUUUCCCUACCAAUAUUUUAUAUAUAUAUAAAAUAGAUGGCAUUGUAAAUAGUUUGUAAUAUUUUCCAUCAGGAGCUUUGCUUGUUCUUUGUUUCGUCGGGUUUAUUAUUCACAUUUUUUACUUCCUUAUUUUUAUCGCCCCAGAAAUCGCUCCAACCUACCGGCAGUGCUCUCCGUGUCUUAGGCCUCCCGCCUCCCUCUUAGUCUUUGUCUGGAUGGGAAACCUGGAAAUGCUGUAAGCUGACUGCAUUUCUUUCCUCUCAAAGUGCACAAUAGUUCAAGACUUCACUACAGCUUUGAAAAUAAACUAAAAACAAAACAACCAAAAAGAGAGAGAAAGAAGCUUUAUGAGGCGUUUGUAGGUCGGCGUGCCCGGGUGCGCCGUCUCUCGUGUCUUCGGUGGCGUUGAGGCUCCCACGUGUUUGUUCCUGCGGUUUUCAUUUUUUUAUUUAUUUUUGUGGUUUCUCCGGUUUGCCCGUCUGUGUCAGCUGCUGGCGAGGUUAGACGGCGCGGUGCUGCUCGGAGUAAAGGCGGAGCAUGAACUGACAGCAGCGGUUGGGUGGGGGGGGAGGCGUUCUGCGUUAGAUGGAGGGGGUUAUCAGAGUCACGCGUUGCCCCUCCACCCGUGCUUGGUCUCCCUGAGGCGUCCUGUUUGCUGCUGAUGUUCAAGAUUAGCCUGGUGGAAAAUUCCAGGUUUUGUGGUCGAAGCCUGAAGGAGACAUACGGACAGUUCCACCUGCAGAUGGAGGGGGGGGGCAGUCUCCCUGUAUUUUUGAGAGAGCACAGGGAGGGGGGGCUGCCAGUUGGUUGCUAGUCCCAUUAUUCUCCCUGCUAUCACUGCAGACUGUGUGCAGCAGCUGUUUCACUCAGGUCUGACAUUCCAGUUGAGUUGGAGCUCCUCGUUCCCUCGAGCCUUUCCUGCCUGUUGGCAGAGCUCACACUAUCACACAGGGACAGACGUUCGCUUUUUGAUUUUCCUCCUUAAUAGAUGACUUCAACACAUACGGUGGCAGACAGAUUUUUCUGAACAUUCACACAAGCAGAAACUUGUCAAAUUGCUCCUGAUGAUGAUUCAAAAACAUUCCUGUCCACUGAUCCAGAGUUCAAAACAAGUCAAGUGUCCUUACGGCUGACCUUUCACUGACCCGCCUUCAUCCAGAGCCCAAAGGUCACCGGUGUUUCGCAGCGGGCCAGCCCGCGGCCGCUCUUCUGUGGUCCUCAGGCAUCAGCCGAUAGUCAGCGGAUCUUCUUCUCCCCCUGAACACACAGAGCAGUGCGGGUGCCAAACUGAACAGACUCACAGCCGAAGCGUUGCUCUCUCACCAAGAACCCAGAGAGUCGAGUCAGAGACCGCCGGGAAGCUGCCUCCAGAUAUUUACCAGUGCCUUCUCAAACCCUGAGCCUCUUCCAGGCUAAAUCUAUUGGCUGUAGUUCAACACACACACAGACGACUCACUGCUUUCUCAUAUUUUUUGGAGGCGGUGUUUCUGCUGCAGACACCGUCGAUCACACCGAGCGCGGAUCGGCCCGAGUCUGCGCCGUGGCCACUAAAAGGGGGCCGGAAAUGAUGGAGUUGUUUUUAGUUCAUCAUACUGAGGAGUGAAAGCCGCGGGCCGGUGGUAGUUUGUUUGGAAAGAUAAAAGCAGACUAACAUCAGCUGCGUGUGCGUCGUGAAAUAUUCCAACUGCAUCACGAUCCGAUCGCACAGCCAAAAGCCGCUCAGAGUCGGCACGUCGCGUGUUCCUGCAAGUCGCGUGUUCCUGCACAUCUGCAGCUCUGAACAUUUUCUUAUGAUCAUCAUCCUGUGAACAAGAACACCGUCAGCAUGUUUAGAGCCGCUGAGGGUGGAGUAAGUGCUGCAGGCUGGUCAGCUGUAGAGAUGGAGUCGGCGGUGGUGAGCGGCAGGAGUGCUCGUUAGUUAAUUAGUUAGUGAUGAUUGUCGUCUGUGUGUUUGGCCGGAGUCUACCUCAGUGCACACGGAGGAAUCGGUCUGCGGAGCCUGAGUCAUGGAUGGGUUCCCAGGUUGCCGUCUUGCGUCCGUGGCGUGCUCUUAUAGACUCUCACAUCUUAUGUUCAAGCCCGCGCGUCGCGUUUUUAAGAGCACUCAUCGCCCCUCUCCUCUGCACGUUUCAUGAACAUUUCUUCACACAAAGCUUCCCACGGUCACUGGAAGCAGCACCGUAGCUUUACUGGUCCCCUUCUCCGCGCUCACCGGGCCUCUGGGCUGUGCGCAAAGCGGCUCUGAUAUCAGAGAACGUGACACUGACAAGAAAAACCAAUAAUAUCGUGACUCUGUUCAUAUCUGUGAUUGCCUUCACGCAGCCAAGGCUGACCGAGCUCAGCCGUGGACCUCACGCUGCUUUAUCUUCUUCGGCGCGUCGAACUGUCUCCGUGCGGUCGAAACAGUCGCUGUGUUCACAUCUCGAGUCUCCUCCUGUUGUACUUUUGUUUCUCUGUUCUGAUUUCAUUCUGUGCGUAUGCUUUUGCUUUUUCUACUGUGAAUGUCGAGUGAUGACCUGUAUUUCCUGUCAAUGCCGUGGAUUGGGUCUGUCGUGGCAGGACGCAGACGCCCGGGCUGCUUACAGGAGGACUUUAACCCCCACCCCCUCCUCCGCCUCUGAAAGGGACUCGGACCAUCCUGUGUGCCAUAACAACUAUUAACUGAAAUCUCGAUUGUAACUUUUUCGUCUCAGGGAGGCGGCCCGAUGCUUACGGUUGGAGAGUAAAGAGGAGGAGGAGGAAGAGCUACCUACCUACCUUUCAUCUGCUCUGACUGAAGCGCAAGUUCUCAGCAUCCUUGCAAAAAGGCGACAAAAACCUAAACACUCUUCUCAUAAAUCAGUUUUUCCCAGCCUGUGAAAUCAGUCAGGACCGCUCCACUCACACGUGAUCUGGUGUGGCCUGCCCUCUAGUGGUCGGAUGGGAGCGUUGCGCGUCAGGGCUGCAAGGACAAACGGCUUCCCCGCUCCUGCGCCAACCCACAGUGCCUAAAGCUCCGUCUGACCCCCUCCUGAGCAGAACUGCCCCUGACAGUCCACCAAUCACAAAAGAGGAUUUUCCCGCCUCCGAACACGAAAUGAAAAUCACAUAAAUUUUGUUCUUGGCGAAACGAUUCUGCUUUUUUUGUUGUUUUAGGAAAUCAUUGUUUUUCUUUUUAACCUUCCCUCCACGCGGAGAGAAAAUAACAGCUGAACUUGUGUCUCUGCUCUGCUAAGCUCUGGCUUGCUUUGUGCAUGAAGAUGAAACAUCUGUACCAGCAGAUAAUUUGAUGCUUUUUUUUUUUUGACAGCCCAAAGUCACGCAAACAAGUGAGCGCACAAACAUUGAAAAGUGCGUUCGUUUGCUGCACGAUUUGUAUGUUUGUCAUUUUCGUUUUGAAUGAACCCAAUAAUAAGCUCUUACGUGUAAAUAGCAGCAGAUCUUCUCGUCCCUGGAAACAAAACGAGAGCGCUUCACUUUUAGGGAAGUUUGGCUUUGUUUUGCUGAACUCUGGUUGGACAGAGCAUGCUAGUAACGCAGCACAGGGUGAGAACAAAGCAUUGUAUGUAUUAUUGUUUUGUUUUAAAGAGAAAAGUAUUACGUUUUAGAGAUGUUGAUAUCUAUUUUUUUUCUAGCCAAAGUAGGGAGGCCGAAUACGACGACCUUUUCUGACUGUAAACUUUUACUACUCUUGUACAUUUUGAAUUUAACAUUGUUAUCAAUGUGUAUAUAACUUUUUCUAAAUUUAAAAAGGUUCUUUUUGUUUUUUCAUGAAGCAGCCCACUACACAGAGAAGUCUGUUAUUGCGCGGCUGCAGUCUCACAGCUUCACGAGUACGCGGCCUGAAAUGUUCCGCACGCCGACCCCGCUCUUAGUCCGAUGCAUGUCCUGAAUGUUGGCCCGAGAGGUCGUGCGAUUUCGGCCCGCCCCCGCCUCCACCCGGCCCCGGCGGCAUGCCACCCUGUCACCCGUAAAGCCUUUCUCACGUCACACACGCUUCACCUGUCGCAGGUGUUUUAGUGUGAAAAUGUUUCCAAGUAACUUGUUUGUUGUUGUUGUUUCUUUGUGAGUGUGGACAAACUGGAAAAGACCACUGUGCGUUAUUUUGAAGAAGAAAACAAAAAAACACAAGCGAGAAAAUCCUGAAUAAGCUAAAGAGAAAACGUGUUAUUGGAGAGGCGUGUCCUCCGCCAGGCUCUCGGCUGCAGAGCUGGAAGGCUGUCACAGGAGUCGUGCAUGUUUUGGUGAAUUCCCUCACGGAGAGGUGAAGCGGAGCUAUUAGUCACUUAUUUUUAUAUGAGCUGUUACGGGGUGAGUUAAGCUAAAGUUUCCCAAAAAAUGACUUCAGUGUGUGUGCAUGCAAUCCCUGUGACUUUUUUCUACUCUUGGCUCUUUGUGAUGUCAUAGAGAGCGGCUAGUGUUGUUUCAGGCAGUGGAUAAAGUAACUGGUUGGACCAACCCUGAGAUUUGGAUAAACAAAGGACUCAUUCAAAGCGACUGUAGCGUAGCGGGUCCUCUCUAAACAUAAAGAUUAGAAAGAGCGAGCGUGACUCUGAUUAACCAAUGAACACAUCACCUGGAUGGUUUAGUCCACAGAAGACCAGCAACAACAGUUUCUCACAUUUACUGGUUUGUUUGUGCGUGCGUGUGCAUGUGUGUGUGCGUGCGUGUGCGCGUGUGCGCGUGUGGACUAAACAGAUUAGUUAUAAUGUGUCUAAUAUUGAACUGUAGGAUUUUAAGGUGUUUUAUCCUGUAUGGAAGCUUGUUUCUGCCACUGGAGCAAAAAAAAUUGAGUAUCUCGGAAUUUCAGCUCGACAGUUUAGUUUAGGUUAGUUUAGGUUUUUCAAUUUACUUCUGCAUAAGUCUAAAAAUGUGACUUAUGCAGAAGUAAAUUGAAAUGUUGUCUGAUGGGCUUUAUUCGUCUUCGAUUGGUGGAAACGAGCUUGGUAGCUUCGCUCAGAGCCACACUCGCCGUGUUCUCCAGUGUCGGACUUUGUGCUAAGCUAGCUGCCUCUGUGCUACAGCUUGGUGUUCCCCCAUAACAUGAACAAGCUUUAUACGAGCGUAAAGGCUGAACCUCUCCUAUGAAUGACUUCCAGUCCUGUGUGUCGCAGCCCUUUGUCAGGUGACAGACAUGAGGACGAGCUUGUGAGAGUCACCCGCCGGUCCAGUGGUCUGCUCCAGUUUACACACCAGUGUGCGAUGCUCGGUCCGAGUGUGUCGUCGUCCUCGGUUGAGAUCUUCACGAGCGCUCUCUUCGUCCUCCUGUUACUUCACGUUUCCUCUCUCCUCGUGCACAUAGGUGGUCCCCAGAAUGCUCUGUGUUGUCUUGCAGGAUACCUCUUUGUUAAUGUCAUUUUAUUGGCAAUGAAUAUGCUGAUGUAUUCUUUUUGGGAUAUGUUGUGUAUAUGUUAUGUUGAAAUGUCGGCGUGUACGCAUACAGCAGGUGUAUAUGUGUGUAUGUGCAGUGCAAAAACACAAAAACGACAAAAAAAGGACGCCUCGCCCCAAAACCCGCAAGAGAUCGCUUCAUCCCUGACACUGGAUCCAGAUGUGCCAUUAUCUUUAUGUACCACAAAAUAUCGACUACACAGUCUCACACACACACACACACAUGCAUAUUGUACAGGAUCAAAAAUGUGCCAUGACGAAAUGAACGCUUGACAAUUUAUUUUUUCUAUGUUUUCAAAGGAGAGCCAAGUAGUGACGUGUACAGAAAGUGUUGCAAUGAUAUGAAAAUAAAAAUCUUGCUGUGUGUAAAUUAUUCAACAAUUAACUGUUUAUAUUAAAAUUAUGAAUAAAAUUAUUGGAGAAUA